Pseudozyma hubeiensis SY62 is the source of this 366-nucleotide messenger RNA. RefSeq lists its product as hypothetical. The coding region runs from base 1 to 366 and encodes 121 amino acids. The transcript has a single exon. The record is from RefSeq and is a predicted model, not a curated record. Lineage: Eukaryota; Fungi; Basidiomycota; Ustilaginomycetes; Ustilaginales; Ustilaginaceae.
AUGUUCAACUUGAAAUCGCUCAAGAAGAAUUGGGAGGAUUUUUUUCCUUUUGAGCUGCUGUGCUCCUCGAGCAGGUUCAACGAGAAAGCUGCACAGUGCAGCCGCUUUCUGCUUUGCUACAGUGUCUCUGUCCCGCUCAUCAACCACAACGACAACGACGAACACCUUCAUCACCCUUCUCCUUUGUCACCUGAACGUAUCCGAUCGUAUUGGCUCUCGAUACUCAUCAUCAUCGUCUGGCAUUCUCGAACCAAAUCGAAUCGAUCUUUGGACGGCUUCAGCUACUUCUUGACACAGUCGCACACACAUCUUUUUAUUCAACCCAUCAUCGGCACGACUGACUGCGCUCCAUUGCAUCAACGUUGA